CAAAACAAAGAAGGCGAAGAAGAAGUAAACAAACUUUCGAUUUUUUUCGUUUGUGGGCGUUUUCGGAAAAAAUGGGCUUCAAGGGCAAAUAUCCGCAAAUGGUCCGGGAAACGGGUUUCAAGUUGAGGCAGUAUCGUGAUGGUCCACUGGAUUGGAGGCUAAUGGGAUCCUAUGAAACGGAUAGGAUUCUCAGGGAGCAAAACUUCGAGCUGGUGGACAAGGCAUUGCCACAUCUUUCUGAGGCUCCAUUGGGUACAGUUUUAGAAACGCACAUCCUGGACAGUGGUAUUGCCAAGUACUUUGUAAUGUCCCAGUACGCCAUUCAGUACCUGAUCUGCUGUCGCACUUACUUGGACGAAUGCGUCACGGACUUGAAAGAGGCUCAUUCGACGGCCCAGCAAGAGAUUGCAACACUUCGGAAGUCCUUAAGUGAAUCCAACAACGAGGUGGUCCAGCUGCACAAAAAGAUCACCCAGAUUGAGGCUAUUCGAGAGGUGGUUUACCCCUGUCAUCUGUGUCCCAAGAACUUUAUCAGCAACGAGGCCUUAAAUGUACACAUCGGUCGAAAGCAUCGUGCAGGCACACCCCCAAGCAUCACUUCUGCUACUGUAAAGGAUAAAGAUAAGGACACCGAUGUCCAUCUGAUCAACACCAUCAAAAUGGAACUGGAGAUCAAGCAACUGAAAGAACGCCUGAAUGCCGCUGAGCGGAACAUUAAGGAACGGAGCACGGGGUCGAAGAGGGUGAGUCCUCGCCAGGAACAGCGAACAGUUGGCAUCCAGAGCAAUCUGGUGGAAUCCAAGGAGAAGGAUGAGGACAGUGGCGAGGCAAGGCAGAGCGAGGCAAGCGAAAGAAAGGAACAGCUUACAGGCUUGGCAGAGCGGCUCAGCAACUUCGAGGAGUGGCAAAUCCAGCUUAAGCAGAGCAACGAACAGUUUAUACAAGACAUUAAUAAGAGGCUUGAAGGUCUGAGUCACGCCCUGGAGCAGAGCAAACAGGCCUCCGCCACCACUUCUCCGAUAAAAGAUCGUGUUGCCACGCCUUGUCUGGAGGACCUGGAGCGUAUACUGACUGAAAAAGUAACAGAGAUUGGAAAGAUCAGCGCUCAUAAACUAGAAGAGGUGGUUUUCCACCUUGAAGUGGGCUAUAAGGAAAAGCUUGAGGCUCUUGAACGGGAGCUCAAGGAGUUGAGCGCACGAAGGGAGAAGCCUGAACAUGUCCAUAUCUUGCCAGUUGCAUCGAAAAUACCCAAGCCGGUAACCCGCAAAGAGGAAACCAACAUGGAUCGCAUCCGAAAGCAAGUGGAGAGCGAGUUUUUGAAAAAGAAAAAAGAUGAUGAUACCUAUUCCAUUGAGGAGGCGCCAAGGAAAAGCCCCGAUAAGCCAUUUCCUGAGUUAGUGACUCAAGUUCAAGUUCAUAACGUGGAGAAGGAGCAGCCAAGUGCCGGAAGUUCGGGAAGCAAUCCAACCUAUACGAAGUCCCCGAGGGAGCCUGUUUCUAGAAAACCGGAAACAAGGGAAACCACAGACAUAAGUGAAAGUCUGAGCCAGGAGGAAAUCGAGAAUGCAGAGGAUCAGAGCCUAACGGAAGAGGAUGGCACAGAGGUUUCCACCUCCGAGUCGGAUGCACCUAGAGACGAACCAAAGCCAAGAACUAUAAAGGCUCCAGUGCGGAUAAGGAGCCCCCAAAGACCCUUAACCCGCAAGGAUGCCCGGAAAAUGGUCAACCGCAAGUUAAUGCCUCAUGGUUUCGACAUAAAAUCCAAGGGUAUUUCCCAUUCCUAUCUAAAGAGGGUGAACUCUGAGUUGGCUGAGCAACGCAACCAACUAAAAUUGCAAUAUCCUCACUUUUAUGCCACUCGAAAUCGCAUCCGGAAAUUCGUAGAAAAACUUUGCUCCGCCAAGUUCUCAGAACGAGCUGAACUGCUCCUCAAGCAAAAAAGUCCGCUGAAACCUAUGGAGAUGCCAAAGAAGCGUAUUCAAAGAUCCGUCACUUCGGAGAAGUCAGAGGAGGAUGGAAUCAGUUCUCAGGAGGAGGAACCAGAGGAAGACCAAUCGCAAAGUAGCGAACAACAGUCACGUAGUUCAAGUCCUCAACGGCCAGUUAGUCGGGACUUUAAAGCCCGUCUCGAAGAAAUUCUGGUCAAGCCGGCGGCCACUGUCCGAGGAGCUUCCAAGUCGUCCUUAAGCUCAAGGCCGGUUCCGCUUCCUAGGAAGCGAGUCAUGUUCAACACCCUAGAGAACGGAAAGACCUUUAAUGACAGAGAUAAUACAUUUAAGUGAAAUAAAUAAUACAAAAUAUUUAAAAUAAAAUAA
Drosophila eugracilis is the source of this 2315-nucleotide messenger RNA. RefSeq names its product zinc finger protein DZIP1L (gene DZIP1). Gene Ontology annotation, cellular component: cytoplasm; ciliary basal body. The record is from RefSeq and is a predicted model, not a curated record. The transcript has 5 exons. Lineage: Eukaryota; Metazoa; Arthropoda; Insecta; Diptera; Drosophilidae. Bases 72 to 2282 code for a protein of 736 amino acids. Gene Ontology annotation, biological process: cilium assembly.